AAAAUAAGGAAGACAACGUUACGAAGGACAUACUACCAUGGGAGGGAAAGUUCAGUUAAAUAAGAAAAAUUCUAUAUUUAGAUCUUAAGAACAUAUAUAUAAAAGGACAUCCUUUUAUCUGGUCCGAAACAGAAGAAACGAAGGUUCAACCUCUCUGAACACAGUUCACAGCACACCCAAGUGCCAGCGAUCUCCACUUCCACUAUUCCAUACUACCAGUGAACCACCAUGGAAGAAUCGGGCUCCUCUCAUGAAAAAACUGAGAGUGAGUCCUCUCAUUGUCGUAAGCCCCAUUUGCCAUCUGGAUCAUACCUAUCUAAGAAACCUUCCUAUAAGGUUUAUUGCAAGGCUGAUCCUAAUUUUUUUCUCACGAUCAGAGAUGGGAAAGUGGUUCUAGCACCUCCAGAUCCAUCUGAUGAGUUCCAACACUGGUACAAAGACGAGAAAUUCAGCACAAUGGUAAAGGAUGAGGAAGGCUUUCCCUCCUUUGCUUUGGUUAAUAAAGCCAGUGGAAAGGCUUUGAAGCAUUCCUUUGGGCCCACUCACCCAGUGCUGCUAACACCUUAUGAUCCAGAUGAUCUUGAAGCGUCUAUUCUGUGGACUGAGAGCAAGGAUUUAGGUGAUGGUUACAGAAUUGUGAGGAUGCUUAACAACAUUCGCCUGAAUGUGGAAGCUCUCCGUGGUGAUAAGAAAUCUGGUGGUGUCAGUAAUGGUACGAAAGUUGUCCUCGCCUAUUGGAACAAAGGAGAUCACCAGAAAUGGAGGAUCACUCCACUCUGAAUAUAUAUGCUGGUAUUGCAAUUUAUAACAGCCAUGUUGAAUUUGCUGGAGUAUGAAUCAGGAAUGUUGUAUGCUGUUGUGUUCCUUGAACAUAAAAUAUAGAUGUGUGGCCGAGACUUUACUACUACGAUUUCUGCUAUAUAUAUUGUUGAUGUGUAUGAUCUGUAAUUGUAUAUCUAUCUCAUGUGUGAGCUAUUGUAAGCAUAUGAUGCAGUUCCUAUGAAAUUAAUAUAUCUAUUUAUCAUAUAGUUUGAA
Messenger RNA from Hevea brasiliensis (rubber tree), 1035 nucleotides. Its product is annotated as ricin B-like lectin EULS3. NCBI's taxonomy places the organism in Eukaryota, Viridiplantae, Streptophyta, Magnoliopsida, Malpighiales, Euphorbiaceae. The transcript has 4 exons. The coding region runs from base 229 to 780 and encodes 183 amino acids. The record is from RefSeq and is a predicted model, not a curated record.